Messenger RNA from Aspergillus nidulans FGSC A4, 4836 nucleotides. RefSeq names its product putative ABC bile acid transporter. Gene Ontology annotation, molecular function: ATP hydrolysis activity; ABC-type transporter activity; ATP binding. The coding region runs from base 1 to 4836 and encodes 1611 amino acids. Lineage: Eukaryota; Fungi; Ascomycota; Eurotiomycetes; Eurotiales; Aspergillaceae. Gene Ontology annotation, cellular component: cytoplasm; membrane. The transcript has 5 exons. The record is from RefSeq and is a predicted model, not a curated record. Gene Ontology annotation, biological process: transmembrane transport.
AUGUACGACGUGACCUUGUUUACUGGUAAAGGGCUUGAAUUUAUCUCAGGGAACUUUGCUUCUCUCGCGCCUGAUGGCAAUAAGCUUCUUUCCCUCCAUCUGCCGACUCUCGUUCCGCGCCACGCCAAUUGCGGAUCAUCGAACGGGUCAAAUUCACAGUUGUCAGCAAUUGAUGUGGGGUAUACAGCGAGCAGACGAGGGACAAUUCGGUUGCCAUUAGAGGACGAAUACGACGCGUUGCUGGACUCUGCAGGACAUGAAUACAUUGACGAAGAUGGCGAAGCUACAGAGCACUCCGUGUUCGAGUUCGAGAAAGCAGAAAAGUGGCAGGCGUGGAGCAUCGCCACGCUCUCUGUCCUUGGGUUCGCGGUUUCGCUUGCGCAGGCAGUUGUUGUCACAUGUGCUGGUGCUAGAGGAAGGCAUUUUAUGGCUAUUUCGUGGGUCGGUAUGGUUGGGUGGAUGGCAAUGUGCAUACAACCAGUCUCCCUCCUAACAGAAAGGUCAUGUGUCAAGAGAUACUGGCUCGGUAUCUCCUCUUUCUGGGCAUCUCUAGUUUGUAUCCUAGGUAUAGCAACGCAGACGAUCAUCCUCUGGGGCAACGGGCAUACCGUGACCAUAAACUCGGCGUCCACAAUCCUCCUCUCAACCCAAAUCGCAAUUUCAAGCCUCCGCGCAACAGUAUCAAUUCUGAUCCCUCGUCGCCCAAACGUCUAUUUCGAAGGCCAGGUCGUUGACCAGGAGCUCACCGUGAGCGCGUAUAACCGCUUCACAUACGGUUGGACAACGGACUUGCUCAACUUUGCGUCAAAAAAUAGGAGCUUGAACAUCGACGACCUCCCUAAACUACCGUUUACUGCCCGCGCAGAGACAGUUCAUUUCAAGCUGCAGCAGUUCCAAGCUGGACGGAAACUGUGGGUUGCGCUGAUCAAAAGGCAUGUCCGAGCGCUCAUCGUACAGGGUUUUCUCAGUCUUGUGGUGUGUGUCCUAGGUUUCGGCCCGCAAGUGGCUCUGUAUGAGAUUCUGAAGAGUCUGGAGGAACGCGCUGUCUUGCAGACUGACUCGACGGUUGUCUGGAUGUGGGUUGCUGGACUGGGUUUACUUUUGGCACUCUCGUCAAGCAUAGAGUCAUGGCUUUGGUGGUUGAUCUAUUCGGACCUGUGGAUACCAAUAUACGAAGGUUUGUCCGGGUUAAUCUUUGCAAAAUCGAUGCGGUGCAAAAAUGUAAAUUCCCCGAAGACAAGAGCUGCCCAGGAACAUGGAGGUUGGGAGGACGAGGGUGAGGAGGACGGAGAAGGCGAAGAACAGGAACAAAACUGCCAAAGCAUUAUCAACCUUGCGGCUGUUGACGCAAAGCGCAUCGCCGAUUUCGUCACGUUCAGUUAUCUCAUCCCGUCUUGCGUUUUGAGACUGGCGAUUGCGGGCGGCUUUCUCGUCCGUCUCAUCGGGUGGCCGAGUCUGCUGGCAGGAAUCGGCGGUGCAGUCUUGCUGGCUCCAUUGAACUCAUGGCUGACAAAACGAUACGCUCGGGCACAAGAGGAGUUCAUGAAGUCGAGUGACAAGCGGACCAGCACGGUAACAGAGGUCCUUCAGGGAAUAAGACAAAUCAAGUUUGGUGCGCUAGAGCAGCAAUGGCAAGACCGGAUUAAGGAGAAGCGCGAAACUGAGCUCGAUCUGCUUUGGAAGACCUCCGUGUACACAACAGGAAUGGUGUCUGUUUGGAUCAUGGGACCGCUGUUACUCUCUGCGAUAUCGUUGACAGUUUAUGCAUUAACGAGAGGGGAGCUUUCUCCGUCAGUUGCCUUUACAGCCCUGAGCAUCUUUAGCUCGUUAGAGUCGUCUCUCGCCAGUCUGCCUGAUUUAUUCUCCAAGGCGAUGGAGGCAAAGAUUAGUGCGGAUCGGAUCGAUACCUACCUGUCCUCAGCAGAAAAGAUGUCGAACACUUCUGAUGUUGAGAGAAUCACCUUCAAAGACGCAACCGUUGCAUGGCCAUCUGAGGAUGAGAAUGACUGGGAGACUGACACUGACCGUUUCGCCCUUCGCCAUUUAACCCUUGAGUUCCCUGUUAAGGGUCUAAGUAUGAUUGUUGGUAAGUCUGGCUCUGGCAAGAGCCUUCUUCUCGCCUCGAUACUUGGCGAAUGCGAUAUCCUUGCAGGCUCAGUAAAGGUUCCGCGUGCGCCGCCUCCAUCACAAAGGUUUGACCACCUCGCGCUGCGUGAGAACUGGAUUAUCGACACAGCUAUCGCAUACGUAGCUCAGAGCCCAUGGAUGGAAAAUGCGUCAAUCAAGGAGAAUAUCUUGUUCGGACUGCCGUAUGAUCGGCAGCGAUACCGCCAGACCAUCUUCGCAUCUGGGCUGGAGAAAGAUAUGACGAUGCUCCCGGACGGAGAUCUAACUGAUAUAGGUGCAAAUGGGAUAAAUCUGAGUGGCGGCCAGAGAUGGCGGGUUUCAUUUGCUCGAGCUCUAUACUCUCGCGCCGGAAUCCUAAUCAUGGAUGACAUUUUCAGCGCGCUUGACGCAGAAACAGGCCGGCAUGUCUAUGAACACGCCUUAACUGGAGAACUAGGCCAUAACAGAACAAGAAUCCUGGCGACGCACCAUGUUGGCCUCUGUCUCCCGCGCACAGACUACUGUGUCCUCUUGGAAAACGGCUUCGUCACACACGCAGGGACAGUUGCUGAACUGAAUGCUACCGGAGAGUUAACGAACCUCAUGGGUAAAGCCGAAAUCAGCAGAGAAAGAGCCGAGCCACCUCUUCGAGAGUUGCCGAAACCGAAACGCUCGUCUGCUGCUAGUACUGGACGGCGUUCGUCAGCAUUCAGUGCGCGGACGAUACCGAAGUUUAACCAGGAGGAGAAGCGCGAGACUGGUGCGAUAUCAAUGAAGGUGUAUAUUUCGUAUCUGAAUAGGGGAGGCAAGGUUUGGUGGUGGAUAUUGGCGUUUCUGGCGUAUGCAGCUUUUAUGGCGCUGCUUGUGGGCAGGUCAUGGUGGGUAAGCAUCUGGACCGGCGACUCUACCAGAAAAGGCGAGCCUAGAGCCAGCGGGCACGAUCUGAUGUUCUACCUAACCAUCUACAUCGCCAUUUCCAUGGCUGCCUGUCUAAUUGGAACUCUGAGGUGUCUUGCCCUGGCCCUGGCCUUUAUCUCCUCCUCCCGCGCUCUUUUCAAUGAUCUGCUGGGAACAAUCCUCCGCGCGCCCCUACGCUGGCUCGACACCGUCCCCCUCGGCCGCAUUCUCAACCGCUUCACAUCUGACAUCUACUUGCUCGACUGGCGACUCGGCUACGAUAUCGGACAUGUUUUGUACAAACUGCUCGAGUUAGUGGGUAUAUUGGUUGCAGGAGUAGCCGUCUCCCCUCUUCUUCUGUUCCUUGCUUGCGUCUUGCUGGCCCUCUGCAUGCGCCUCUGUAGCGUGUACCUUGCUGGCGUGCGUGAAAUAAAACGCCUCGAAAGUACAGCCAAGUCUCCCGUGAUGGAAAAAUUCGGCUCCAGCCUCUCUGGCCUCUCUACAAUCCGCGCCUUCAAUAAAGCAGAGACGUAUAUUGCCGACAUGCAUACCCUCAUUACUCGCCACGCACAAGCAUCCUGGUACCUCUGGCUCUUCAAUCGGUGGUUGGGGUUCUGGAUGGCGCUUGUUGGUGCGCUCUUCUCGACACUCACUGCUUCACUGUUGGUUUAUAUGCCCGGUGUCUCGGCCGCACUGGCAGGCUUUGCGAUGAGCUUUGCGCUGCAGUACAACUACGCCGUGGCAAUGGGACUGCGGUUCUAUGCCAAUGUGGAGAUUGAUAUGAAUGCUACCGAGCGUGUGCUGGAGUACGCUAAUAUCGAGACGGAGAGUCAAUCCGGGUACACGCCCCCUGCAUCAUGGCCGACAAAGGGUCGGAUCGAGGUCGAAGACUUGGAAGUCAGCUACGCGCCUGACCUGCCGCCUGUCCUGAAUGGGGUGUCGUUUGUAGUAGAUAAUAACCAGCGCAUCGGGGUCGUGGGACGCACAGGCGCGGGAAAGUCCUCCCUAACACUCGCACUGUUCCGCUUCCUCGAAGCCCGACGCGGCCGGAUUAUGAUGGACGGCCUGGAUAUCGGACAUGUCAAGCUGUCCGAGCUGAGAAGUCGGCUGGCAAUCAUUCCACAGGAUCCUGUCCUCUUCUCGGGGACUAUAAGGUCGAAUCUUGAUCCGUUCGGGGAACAUAGUGACUUGGAACUAUUCAAUGCGCUGGAACGGGUACAUCUGCUGCGGUUUGAGGAUACGUCGACGCUUGCCUCCAGCUCUGCUUCGGCGUCUUGUUCGGGAUCAGAGGCCUAUCCUCCGUCAGAUGGUAGUCGGAGUCCAACUACGACAGCUGGUACAAGCCCAACUGACCCCAUGAGCGCGAGCAUAACUCUCACUGCUUCCUCAACCUCUACUUCAAAAGCCAAAGAAACCGGCUUUUUCGCAUCCCUCUCCUCUCCAGUAACCACGAAUGGCGGCAAUCUAUCUCACGGUCAGCGGCAGCUCCUGUGUUUAGCCCGCGCCAUUCUAACCCGUCCCAAGAUCAUGGUUCUGGAUGAAGCGACUUCCGCGGUGGACAUGGAGACAGACGCAUUGAUUCAGCAAUCCAUCCGCACCGAAUUUGGAAGGUCCGACUCGAGUUUACUGGUUAUUGCACAUAGACUGAGCACGAUUGCGGACUUUGACAAGAUCCUGGUCCUGGAUGCCGGAAGGGUUGUUGAGUCGGGGGCUCCGAGAGAGCUUCUAAAGACUGAAGGUGGUAUGUUUAGGGCCCUGGUUGAAAGAAGUGGGGAGAGAGAAGUUGUUGAGAAGAUUAUUCUGGCUUCUCUGUCCCAGAAUUGCAUGAAAUGA